This is a messenger RNA of Sus scrofa (pig), 2689 nucleotides long. It is a transcript of the gene DMWD, whose product is annotated as DM1 locus, WD repeat containing. Lineage: Eukaryota; Metazoa; Chordata; Mammalia; Artiodactyla; Suidae. The record is from RefSeq and is a predicted model, not a curated record. Gene Ontology annotation, molecular function: protein binding.
AGAGUGACGGCUGGGGUUCGACCCGCCUCCCUAUCUUGUUGCCAAUCCAAGAGGCGUUGCCCGGGCGACGACCCCACCUCUUCCGGUGUGGACUGGCAACUUCCGGCAGGGGGCCCGGCGGCGGGAGGCGGUCCGGCUGCGGCGGGGUCUGGACGCCGGUGGUGGUGGGGGGGCGCCCAAGAUGGCGGCGAGCGGCACUGAGGGUAGCUCAGGCCCCGGCGCCGUCAUGGGGGAUUGUGCGGAGAUCAAGUCGCAGUUCCGAACCCGUGAGGGCUUCUACAAACUGCUCCCGGGCGACGGCGCCGCUCGCAGGUCGGGUCCGGCUUCCGUCCAGACCCCAGCGCCGCCCCAGCCGCCGCAGCCCCCACCCGGCCCUGCCUCAGGCUCCGGCCCUGGCGCCACGGGCUCCGCCCCGUCCCCUCCGCCCUCAGGCCCCGGGCCCGGGCCCGCGUUGCCUGCCGUGCGCCUCAGCCUCGUGCGCCUCGGGGAGCCAGGGGUCGGGGAGCCGCCGGCCACGCCGGCCGGGCUGGGCGCUGGGGGAGACCGUGUCUGCUUCAAUUUGGGCCGCGAGCUCUAUUUCUACCCGGGCUGCUGUCGCCGCGGGAGCCAACGGUCCAUUGACCUCAACAAGCCAAUUGACAAGCGGAUCUAUAAGGGCACUCAGCCCACCUGCCACGACUUCAACCAGUUCACUGCUGCCACAGAGACCAUCUCCCUGCUGGUGGGAUUCUCAGCCGGUCAGGUGCAGUACCUGGAUCUCAUCAAGAAAGACACCAGCAAGCUCUUCAACGAGGAGCGGCUGAUCGACAAGACCAAGGUGACAUAUCUGAAGUGGCUGCCCGAGUCAGAGAGCCUCUUCCUGGCGUCGCACGCCAGCGGCCACCUGUACCUGUACAACGUCAGCCACCCCUGCGCCUCGGCCCCGCCGCAGUACAGCCUGCUGAAGCAGGGCGAGGGCUUCGCCGUCUACGCCGCCAAGAGCAAGGCGCCGCGCAACCCCCUGGCCAAGUGGGCGGUGGGCGAGGGGCCCCUCAACGAGUUUGCCUUCUCGCCCGACGGCCGGCACCUGGCCUGCGUCAGCCAGGACGGCUGCCUGCGCGUCUUUCACUUCGACUCCAUGCUCCUGCGUGGGCUCAUGAAGAGCUACUUUGGGGGCCUGCUCUGUGUGUGCUGGAGCCCCGACGGGCGCUACGUCGUGACAGGUGGUGAAGACGACCUGGUCACCGUGUGGUCCUUCACCGAGGGCCGCGUGGUGGCGCGAGGCCACGGCCACAAGUCCUGGGUCAACGCGGUGGCCUUCGACCCCUAUACCACGCGGGCCGAGGAGGCCACGGCGGCCGGGGGCGACGGGGAACGGAGCGGCGAGGAGGAGGAGGAGCCCGAGGCCGCCGGCCCGGGCGGGGGCGCCCCCUUGUCCCCGCUGCCCAAGGCGGGCUCCAUCACCUACCGCUUCGGCUCGGCCGGCCAGGACACGCAGUUCUGCCUGUGGGACCUCACCGAAGACGUGCUCUACCCCCACCCUCCCCUGGCGCGCACCCGCACCCUCCCCGGCACGCCUGGCACCACACCACCUGCCGCCAGCGGCUCGCGGGCUGGCGAGCCGGGCCCCGGCCCCCUGCCCCGCUCGCUGUCCCGGUCCAACAGCCUCCCACACCCGGCGGGCAGCGGCAAGGCGGGCGGCCCAGGCACGGCGGCCGAGCCGGGCACGCCCUUCAGCAUCGGCCGCUUUGCCACGCUCACGCUGCAGGAGCGGCGGGACCGCGGGGCGGAGAAAGAGCACAAGCGCUACCACAGCCUGGGCAACAUCAGCCGGGGCGGCGGCGGCGGGGGCGGCGGGGACAAGCCCAGCGGCCCCGCCCCCCGCAGCCGGCUGGACCCGGCCAAGGUGCUGGGCACGGCGCUGUGCCCUCGCAUCCACGAGGUGCCGCUGCUCGAGCCGCUGGUGUGCAAGAAGAUCGCCCAGGAGCGGCUCACGGUCCUCCUCUUCCUGGAGGACUGCAUCAUCACCGCCUGCCAGGAGGGCCUCAUCUGCACCUGGGCCCGGCCGGGCAAGGCGUUCACAGACGAGGAGACGGAGGCCCAGACAGGGGAAGGAAGUUGGCCCAGGUCACCCAGCAAGUCAGUGGUAGAGGGCAUCUCUUCCCAACCAGGCAACUCCCCCAGCGGCACAGUGGUGUGAAGCCGUGGAUGUCGGGGAGGCGCUUACCCCACGCCCCCAGCCUCCUAGCUGUAACCCUCCCCGCUGACCUCAUGGAUCAACGUGUUAACAAGACUAACCAUGACGGAUGGACUGCUCCAGUCCCCCACUCUGCACAAAUAUGGGGGGCAAAGGGUCCCUCAGCCUGGCCCAGACACUGGGGGGAAUGUAGUGACCCAUGUGGCCUCAGCCUUGUCCCCACCCACUGCCAAGUACAAUGACCCCUUCCUCUGAAACAUCAGUGUUAGCCUCAUCCCUGUCCCCAGCAUGUGACUGGUCACUCCUGGGAGAGAAGCUCCCCAUCCACGAGAGCCCCAGCUCUGCAGUGUGCCCCUCGGUCUGUGGGCAGGGCAGGGGGUGGCCUACUCCUCCCCUGGUCCCCGCCCCUGCUGUUGUUUGUGCUUUUGAAGAGUGUUAAAUUAUGGAAGCCCCUUGGGGGCACCCCCUCCCCCAGAACCUCUUAUUUAUACUAAAGUUCCCUGUUUUCACAGC